UGGGGCACGCUUAUACUAAAACAACAUAUGCCUGUAACAUGUAAACACGUGUAAAACAACAUGCAUGUAACGGCUAUCUGAAGCUCAGAUCUAACUGGUCCCUGGGAUGGGUCCUGCGGGCAGGCCUUUUUGGUGAGGUGACAGGGGAGCUGAAACGUGGGUGUGAGGCCCGGGGUCAGAGACCAGCCAAGCACUGGAUGUACGGAGGGAGGGAGAGAAGGCCGGUGCGGCUGGAGCGCGGUGAGCGGGGGGAGGGUUGGGAGCAGGGGGACGGUAGGGCUUCAGAGGCCGCAGGAAGGAGUCUGGACCCUGUAUCCCAAGGGCAAAGGUCGGCUGUUUUAAAGCCGGGGAGUGACGCAAUCUGACCUGCGUCGUUGGAAGUCACUGCCGCUCUGUGCGGGAAAUGGGGUGGGAGCGAGGGAGAGAGACAGCAGAGAGCAGGCCCAGGAGGAGGCUGGCGUAGGGCCACGUGUCCGUCUGCGUCUCCAGGAAGCGGUCACAGAGAGUUGGGGUGCACACAUUAAUGGGGGUGGGAUGCCUGUGAAAGACAAAGGGGGAAGCAGCUGCGGGGGGCGGGGGGAGCCUCGGGCUGCCGUGCAGCUCUGACCCCUGAGCAAGGAGAGGGGUUUGGCCACAGUGGGUGAGGGGGACUCCUCCCUGGUACCCGAGGCCGAGGCCGAGGAGAGGGGGCUGCGCAGGCGGAAACUCACGGAGGCCCCUGGUCGCCAGCCGCUGGGUCGGAGGAGGUGUGAGGGCGUGAAACAGCGCUCCGGAGAGGACGAGAGCCUGCCCGGCAGGGGCGUGGACGGCCGGGGCUGGUGAGGCUGCAUGGGUGAUGCCACCCAGCCUGGCUCUGGGACUGCCCAUCUGUGCAGGCCCACAGGUGCCAGCUGGGAAGGAGGCAGAGGGAGGGGUGUUGGAGCAGGCCUAGUGGGUGAGGAAGGGAGUGGGAGAGGAGAGGACAGCGGUCAGGUCACGGAGAGGAGGGUGUGAGCAGAGGAGAGUGACUUGUGUGAGCCUGAGCGCUGGUGAGAGCCUGCCCGCGGUCCCCCCAGGCUGCCCGCGGUCCCCCCAGGCCGCCAGCGGUCCCCGCAGGCUGUCCAUGGCCACAGCGCGGACACCGGGGCCGGAGCUCCCUCCUCUGGUCUGGGCACCUGGGUCCAGCGCCAUCUCAGGGUGCAGGGCCGGGUGGGGGCUCUGACCCAGGCCCAGGUUGCAGCAGGAGGCGCUCUCGAGGCUGCCCUGGGAGGAAGCGCCCAAGAGUAAACAGCCUGAUGGUCCCGCCCCGCGGGUCUGUCACAUCCCUCACCGACCAGACCAGCUUCCCGGCAUCUCCCCACCAGCUGGCUUCGCUGAGGAUGAGGGAGCUUCGCCCCCCGGGGACGUGCGCGUGGGGAGUCCUCACCUCUGCCUGCCUCCUCCUGGGCUGCUGGGGCCUCCCGGGCGUGCAGGGACUGCUUCAGGCUUCGGAGACCCAGGAGGUGACUUCCCACUCCGGCCCUGAUGCUGCCUUCAGAGGCCGUCCUUCCUCUCGCCUCCGGAGACACGCUGCCGCGGGGGGCGUCCUGCACCUGGAGCUGCUGGUGGCCGUCGGCCCCGACGUGCACCAGGCUCACCAGGAGGACACGGAGCGCUACGUGCUGACCAACCUCAACAUGGCGUCGGAACUGCUGAGGGACCCGUCCCUGGGCGCCCAGUUCCGAGUGCACCUGGUGCGGAUGGUCAUCCUGACGCGGCCCCAGGACGCCCCACAGCUCACAGCCAACAUCACCGCGUCACUGCUGAGCGUCUGCGAGUGGAGCAGGACGGUCAACCCCCCGGACGACGCGGACCCCGCGCACGCCGACCUGGUCCUCUACGUCACCAGGUUUGACCUGGAGCUGCCCGAUGGCAACCGGCAGGUUCGGGGGGUCACCCAGCUGGGGGGCGCCUGCUCCUCCUCGUGGAGCUGCCUCAUCACUGAAGAUACCGGCUUCGACCUGGGGGUCACCAUUGCCCACGAGGUCGGGCACAGCUUCGGCCUGGAGCACGACGGCGCACCCGGCAGCGGCAGCGGGUGCGGGCCCCACGGCCACGUGAUGGGGACUGACGGCGCCGCGCCCACCCCAGGGGGCCUCGCAUGGUCCCCCUGCAGCCGCCGGCAGCUGCUGCACCUGCUCAGCGAAGGACGGGCGCGCUGCGUGUGGGACCCGCCGGGUCCGCAGUCCGGGCCUGCGGGGCGCCCUCCCCAGGCCCACCCAGGUCUCUACUACGGCGCGGACGAGCAGUGCCGCGUGGCCUUCGGGCCUUCCGCCGUGGCCUGCACCUUCACCCCGGGGAGCCUGGACGCGUGCCAGGCGCUCUCCUGCCACACAGACCCCCUGGACCUCAGCAGCUGCAGCCGCCUCCUCUUCCCGCUCCUGGACGGGACCGAGUGCGGCCCCCAGAAGUGGUGCUCCAAGGGCCGCUGCCGCUCCCUGGCAGAGCUGACCUCCUUGGAGGCGGUGCACGGGCACUGGUCAGCUUGGGGUCCCCCCAGUCCUUGCUCCCGCUCCUGCGGAGGAGGCGUGGUCACCAGGAGGCGGCAGUGCAACAACCCCAGACCUGCCUUUGGGGGGCGUGCUUGCACAGGUGCUGACCUUCAGGCCGAGAUGUGCAACACCCAGGCCUGCGAGACCACCCAGCUGGCGUUCAUGGCUGAGCAGUGUGCGGAGACCGAGGGGCGGCCGCUGGGCCUUUCCCCAGGCAAUGCCUCCUCCUACCGCUGGGGCCCAGCUGUGCCUCACAGUCAAGGGGACGCUCUGUGCAGACACAUGUGCCGGGCCAUCGGAGAGAGCUUCAUCAUGCGGCGUGGGGACAGCUUCCGGGACGGCACCCGGUGUGUGCCAAGCGGCCCGCGGGAGGACGGGACCCUCAGCCUGUGCGUGUCGGGCAGCUGCAGGACGUUCGGCUGUGACGGCAGGAUGGACUCCCGGCAGGUGCCGGACGAGUGCCAGGUGUGUGGAGGGGACAACAGCACGUGCAGCCCGCAGAGCGGCUCUUUCAUGGGCGGAAGAGCCCGAGAGUACGUCACGUUCCUGACGCUGACUCCCAACCUGACCAGGGUGCACAUCGCCAACCACAGGCCUCUCUUCACACACCUGGCGGUGAGGAUCCGCGGGCGCUACGUGGUGGCUGGGAAUUUCAGCAUCUCCCCCAGCACCAGCCACCCCUCCCUCCUGGAGGACAGCCGCAUCGAGUACAGAGUGACCCUCGCCGAGGACCGGCUGCCCCGCCUGGAGGAGAUCUCCAUCCCGGGCCCCACCCAGGAAGACAUGGAGAUCCAGGUGUACAGGCGCUAUGGCGAGGAGUAUGGCAACGCCACCCGCCCGCACGUCACCUUCACCUACUUCCAGCCUAAGCUGCGGGCCUGGGCGUGGGCUGCCACUCGGGGGGCCUGCUCGGUGAGCUGUGGGGCAGGGCUGCGAUGGGUGACCUACAGCUGCCUGGACCAGGCCAGGAACCAGUGGGUGGAGGCUGCCCGGUGCGCAGGGAGCCCGCAGCCGGCGGCCUGGCCGGAGCCCUGCACCCCCGGGGCUUGUCCCCCAUACUGGGCAGCUGGAGACUUCGGCCCCUGCAGCACCUCCUGCGGGACAGGCCUGCGGGAGCGGGCGGUGCGCUGCGUGCAGGCCCUGGGCCCCCGCCUGAGGACGCUGCCCCCUGCCCGGUGCGCAGCGCUGGCCCAGAAGCCCGCGAUGGUGGAAACCUGCAGCUCCCAGCCCUGCCCCCCCAGGUGGGAGGUGUCGGACGUGUGCCCGUUGGCCUGUGGAGCGGACCUGGCCGCACAGAAUGUCACAUGCGCGCAGGGGGCGGGCGGCCUGGAGGCGCCAGCGACCGCCGGGCCCUGCUCCGCGGACCGAAUGCCAGCUGCCCUCGAGCCCUGCGUGGAGGUGGCAUGUCCUCCGGGCUGGGGCCCUCCGGACCCCCAGCCUCUGGGGGAGGAGGCUGUACCCGCAACAGGCAGCCCCAGGCUGGGGGCUCGCGCUGCCCACGUGUGGACGCCCCUGACGGGGCCCUGCUCCGUCUCCUGUGGCAGAGGCCAGACGGAGCUGCGUUUCGUGUGCAUGGACUCCACCUGGGGGACAGCUGUCCAGGAAGAGCUAUGUGACCUGGCGAGCAAGCCGGGGAGCCGGCGGGAGGUCUGCCAGGCUGCCCCGUGCCCGGCUUGGUGGCGGUACAAGCUGGCGGCCUGCAGCGUGAGCUGUGGGGGUGGGGUGGCGCGGAGGAUCCUGUAUUGUGCCCGGGCACACGGGCAGGACGAGGGCGAGGAGAUCCUGCCGGAUACCCAGUGCCAGGGGCUGCCUCGGCCAGAGCUGCAGGAGGCCUGCAGCCCGGAGCCCUGCCCGCCCAGGUGGAAAGUCACGUCGCGUGGCCCCUGCUCAGCCAGCUGUGGCCUCGGCACCGCCACCCGCUCCAUAGCCUGCGUGCGGCUGGACCGAGGCCAGGACACGGAGGUGGACGGGGCGGCCUGUGCGGCUCUGGCGCGGCCGCGGGCCAGCAUCCCCUGCAUCAUCGCCGACUGCACUUACCAGUGGCACCUCAGCACCUGGACACCGUGCUCCGUCUCCUGCGGGGAUGGCGUCCAGCUCCGGCGCGACACCUGCCUGGGACCGCAGGCCCAGGGGCCCGUGCCAGCCGACUUCUGCCAGCACCUGCCCAAGCCCGCCACGGUGCGGGGCUGCUGGGCCGGGCCCUGCGCGGGGCCGGGGACGCCCAGCCUGGCGCCCCCCGAGGAAGCCGCUGCUCCAGGACAGACCACGGCUGGCCCUGCCGCCGCUUCCCCGGAGUGGCCCCAGCCCUGGGCCCGCCUCCUCUCCCAGGAGAGCCCUGGGGGGACCGGUCCCUGUGGCCGGCAGCACCUCGAGCCGACAGGAGCCAUCGACUUGCGAGGCGCCGGGCAGGCGGACUGCGCCGUGGCCAUCGGGCGGCCCCUGGGUGAGGUGCUGACCCUCCAGGUGCUGGAGAGCUCCCUCAACUGCAGCGCCGGGGAGCUGCUGCUGCUCUGGGGCAGGCUCAUGUGGAGGAAGGUGUGCAGGAAGCUGUCCGGCCUGACCUUCAGCUCCAAGGCCAACACCCUGGUGGUGACGCAGCGCCGAGUGCGGCCGGGAGGCGGAGGCGGAGUGGUGCUGCGGUUCUCCAGCCGGCCCGCCCCGGGGGCCUUCCACAGAGAAUGUGACACGCAGCUCUUUGGCCCCCGGGGUGAGAUUGCCAGCCCACUGGUGAGUUCCGGUGGGAGGACCGCGGGGGGCUGCCGCAUCUUCAUCGACGUGGCUCCGUGGGCCCGUAUCGCCAUCCACGCCCUGGCCACUGACAUGGGCACCGAGGGAGCUGAUGCCAGCUACAUCUCGAUCCGGGACGUCCACAGUCUGAAAACGACCACAUUCCGCGGGCAGCAAGCGCUCUACUGGGAGUCAGAGGGCAGCCAGGCGGAGGUGGAGUUUAGCCAGGGCUUCCUGGACACACAUGCCCGCCUGCGGGGCCAGUACUGGACACUGCAGUCCAGAGCUCCCGCUCCCCGCACUGCCUCGCCCUAGCUGCCUCUCCCAGCACGACGGGUCCAGUGAGGGGUGCUCCCUCCACUUCUGGGGGGGCGAGGAGGGGAGCUGACC
Molecule: messenger RNA, 5627 nt
Organism: Myotis myotis
Lineage: Eukaryota; Metazoa; Chordata; Mammalia; Chiroptera; Vespertilionidae
Gene: ADAMTS13
Product: ADAM metallopeptidase with thrombospondin type 1 motif 13
Exons: 29
Coding region: 1275-5552 (1425 amino acids)
Biological process (GO): proteolysis; extracellular matrix organization
Cellular component (GO): extracellular matrix
Molecular function (GO): metalloendopeptidase activity
Source: RefSeq, a predicted model, not a curated record